Molecule: messenger RNA, 915 nt
Organism: Dichomitus squalens LYAD-421 SS1
Lineage: Eukaryota; Fungi; Basidiomycota; Agaricomycetes; Polyporales; Polyporaceae
Exons: 5
Coding region: 1-915 (304 amino acids)
Source: RefSeq, a predicted model, not a curated record
AUGUUCAAGGCGUCCAUUCUUUUUGCGUUCACCGCGUUGGCGGCCGUCGUCUCAGCCGCCCCCGUGGCCCCUGCCGUGAGCGAUGUCCAGGUCCUCCAGCUCGCGCUCACGCUCGAGCACCUCGAGAGCACGUUCUACAACACGGCUCUCGACAAGUUUACCGCACAGGAUUUCGAGAACGCCGGGUACCCAGACUGGGUCCGCGGCCGCUUCGCUCAGAUCGCGGGUCAUGAGGCCACGCACGUCCAGUUCCUCACCCAAGCCCUCGGGGCCAGCGCCGCCCCCGCCUGCGAGUACGACUUCGGAACAUCGAUGGACGACCCGACAUCGUUCGCGAAGAUGUCGCGCAUUUUUGAGAACGUUGGCUCAUCUGCGUACCUCGGGGCUGCAAGCCUCAUCCAGAACAAGGAUUACUUGACCGCUGCAGCGUCCAUCCUCGGCGCGGAGAUCAGCCAUACUGGAUGGGUCAGCUCGUCCGUGCUGAAGGUGCAGCCAUGGUCCGGGUCGUUCAGCGUCCCACUUGCCCCGAGCGCCGCUUUCUCUCUCGCGCAGCCUUUCAUUAAGUCCUGCCCCCAAGAAUAUCCUCAGCUCCCCGUCAAGCAGCUUCCCCAGCUCACGUUGUCCAACGCGCAGCCCCAACUCGGCUCCACGGUCAGCCUCUCGUUCCCCACUGCCAACUUCAGCAACAGUACACUUUACGCCGCGUGGAUCGACGGGCUGACGGUGGAAUACACCGCCAUCAACGCCAAAGGAUCGACCCAGGUUCCGAACGGCUUGCAGGGUGUCGUCUACGUCGUGGUGGUGUCGUCUAAGGAGACGCCGAGCGAUGAUAACCUGGUCAGCGGCGCUUCGUUGAUCGCGUAUGACUUCAACUCCUAUGCGGACAACACCGUGUCUGGAUCGCCGGUGCAGUAG